GCAGGCAGCGUUACAGCUCCGCCCCCUUUCCGACCGGUGAGUCUCUCUGUGCGAGGUCUGUCAGGAGGCCGCAGCCAUGGGGAUCCUGGAGAAGAUCUCGGAGAUCGAGAAAGAGAUCGCCAGAACCCAGAAAAAUAAAGCCACGGAAUACCAUCUGGGACUUCUCAAGGCAAAACUAGCCAAGUACCGAGCUCAGCUCCUGGAACCAUCUAAAUCAGCUGCAGGUAAAGGAGAGGGUUUCGAUGUAAUGAAAUCUGGAGAUGCCCGCGUGGCUUUGAUCGGGUUUCCUUCUGUGGGUAAGUCCACAUUUUUGAGCUUGAUGACCUCCACGGCCAGUGAGGCUGCGUCGUAUGAAUUUACCACCUUGACCUGCAUUCCUGGAGUGAUUGAGUACAAAGGUGCAAACAUCCAACUUCUAGAUCUGCCGGGAAUCAUUGAAGGAGCUGCUCAAGGAAAGGGUAGAGGUCGUCAGGUGAUUGCUGUAGCACGGACCUCUGAUGUGGUUAUCAUGAUGCUGGACGCCACCAAGGGAGAGGUUCAAAGGGGUCUCCUGGAGAAAGAAUUGGAGACUGUAGGAAUCCGGCUGAACAAGCGCAAACCUAACAUCUAUUUUAAGCCAAAAAAGGGAGGAGGAAUCUCCUUUAACUCCACAGUGCCCCUAACCCAGUGCUCCGAGAAACUGGUGCAGCUAAUUCUGCAUGAAUACAAAAUGUUCAACGCCGAGAUUCUGUUCAGGGAGGACUGUACACCGGACGACUUCAUUGACGUUAUUGUCGGGAACAGAGUUUACAUGCCCUGUCUAUAUGUUUAUAACAAAAUUGACCAAAUCUCAAUGGAAGAGGUAGACCGUCUGGCCCGGCAGCCGCACAGUGUGGUCAUCAGUUGCGGAAUGAAGUUAAACUUGGACUUCUUAGUGGAGAUGCUGUGGGAGUACCUCGCACUGACCUGUAUCUACACUAAAAAGAGAGGACAGAGACCAGAUUUCACAGAUGCGAUUAUUCUUCGCAGUGGAGCUUCAGUUGAACAUGUUUGUCAUCGGAUUCACAGGACGCUAGUUGGCCAGUUUAAAUAUGCCCUUGUUUGGGGUACAAGUACUAAAUACAGCCCCCAGAGAGUGGGUUUGAGCCACAAUAUGGAGCACGAGGACGUCAUUCAGAUUGUGAAGAAGUAAAAGCUGCGAUCUCUCUGUAGAAGGCAUACCUCACUGCCUUGCAUCCAUCUGCAAAACCAUGGCCAAGGAUUUGAUGGCGUGAGGGUUAAUCCUCCCAAGUGAACAUGGUGCGAUUUUGUGGGGGGCAAAGAUCAAUGUACCAAGCAAAACUUCAACAAGAUCAAUGCAAAGCAAAGGGCACCCUAUUCAUCCUUGUUACAUCGUAGACACACAGUCAUCUUCAACAGUGGACUUGUUUGUGUCCUUUGCUGGGAGAGCUCUGUUCAUCUAAUAAAUGGAAGGAAUGAUUCACCAAA
This is a messenger RNA of Pelobates fuscus (common spadefoot toad), 1467 nucleotides long. RefSeq names its product developmentally regulated GTP binding protein 2 (gene DRG2). Bases 77 to 1171 code for a protein of 364 amino acids. Gene Ontology annotation, molecular function: GTPase activity; GTP binding. Gene Ontology annotation, biological process: cytoplasmic translation. The transcript has 13 exons. NCBI's taxonomy places the organism in Eukaryota, Metazoa, Chordata, Amphibia, Anura, Pelobatidae. Gene Ontology annotation, cellular component: cytoplasm. The record is from RefSeq and is a predicted model, not a curated record.